Helianthus annuus (common sunflower) is the source of this 1037-nucleotide messenger RNA. Its product is annotated as plasmodesmata-located protein 8. Gene Ontology annotation, cellular component: plasmodesma. The record is from RefSeq and is a predicted model, not a curated record. The transcript is spliced from 3 exons. Lineage: Eukaryota; Viridiplantae; Streptophyta; Magnoliopsida; Asterales; Asteraceae. The coding region runs from base 11 to 844 and encodes 277 amino acids.
AACAACAAAAAUGAACCAAAAAAUGUUGAAAUUUCACAAACUCUCUUCAAACCUUUUCUUGUUCUUCACUUUCUUCUCUUCAUUUGUUGGAUCCCAUGUCUUAACUUACUUUGGAUGCUCUCAAGAAAAAUUCCAACCAAACACCCCUUUUGAAACCAACCUCAACUUUCUAUUAUCCUCAUUUGUUUCCUCAUCAUCCCAAACCUUAUACAAUAGUUUUGCCAUCGGAAACGACACAAACGCCCCUUUAAAUUCCGCGGUAUAUGGAUUGUACCAAUGUCGGGGCGACUUAAUGACACCCGAGUGCACACAAUGCGUAAAAUACGCAGUUUCUCGAGUCGGGGUAGCGUGUCCUUACUCAUAUAGUGGUACUUUGCAGUUAGAACAAUGUUUAGUGAGGUUUGAGAAUUAUGAUUUUCUAGGUAAGUUGGACACUAGCGUAACGUUCAAGAAGUGUAGCAAAGGUGUUAGUCAUGAUGUUCAAUCGGUUAAGCGUCGCGAUGAUGUCUUGUUUGAGUUGGGUGAAGCCCCUCAAGGCUUUAGGGUUAGUAGCUCGGGGUUGGUUCAAGGGUUUUCGCAAUGUUUAGGCGAUUUAAAUCCGAAUGAUUGUAGUAGUUGUCUUGAUGAAGCUAUCUCCAAGUUGAAAAGCUUAUGUGGAUCAUCAGAGGCUGGAGAUGUUUUCUUGGCUCAGUGUUACAUGAGAUAUUGGACUGCUGGUUACUAUGAUUCACAUUCAAAAUCAUCAGAUGAUGACGAUGUGGGAAAAACAAUCGCCAUAAUUGUUGGUGUUGUGGGAGGCGUUGCAGCUUUUAUCGUACUUCUUUCUUUUUGUGGAAAAUCAUAAGGUUAACAAAGACAACGCAAAGGUCAACUCAACUAAACUAUGUGUUAUUAAUCGAUGUCAAGCAACACAUCAAUAUUUUUAACAAGUGUAACAUUUAUUACUUACUUGGGUCACCAGGGGUUGUAUGAGUUUGGGCACUUUCAUACCGUUUCAGUAUGCAUAUGCAAUUAGCUAGUUUCAGUCUAUCACUCUA